This is a messenger RNA of Cornus florida, 1161 nucleotides long. RefSeq lists its product as uncharacterized. Bases 406 to 1161 code for a protein of 251 amino acids. Gene Ontology annotation, biological process: negative gravitropism; response to red or far red light. Lineage: Eukaryota; Viridiplantae; Streptophyta; Magnoliopsida; Cornales; Cornaceae. The record is from RefSeq and is a predicted model, not a curated record. The transcript has 4 exons.
CCCAAUGCUGUCUGUUUUCGUCAUUUCGUCCCCCCCUCUUUCUCUGCCUUCGGACUCUGAUUUUUCUCUCUCAACUUCCUCCCCCUUUAUUUCUUUCUCUCUCCACUCAAACUCUCUCUCUCUGCCCAAACAACACAAUCUCCUUCAAUCUCUGCUCUCCACAACCCAUUUCUGAGCUCGAUAAGCUUCAAAACCAUCCCUAAAAAGCUCAUACUUUUCUUCACAUAAUCCACCGUUACAGAGAUUUAUUUCAAAUGCCAGCUCCUUGAUGAUGCAUACGAACUUUCUUUGCAAGAGUUUGCAGAGGUCGCAGCGAUUAGAGGAUGUUUAUGGUGCUCUGUUUUCUCGAGAUUAACGCUAUGAGGAAGAGAAGCUGAGACGGCAAUUUCUCGCGGUAUAUUGGAGAUGGAUUCAGUAAAUCAAAAGGCAGUCACUCCAAGUAAGAGCAGAUUGGCACGCACUUUCGCUAAGGUUUUGCACAUUCGAGCUGUGACGGGGAUUGCCCCAGUCGACGGGAUUCAGAAAACUAAGUCCCAUGAGAAGAUCAAGCACGAGCACGUGAAUGGUAUAAGGACUGAGUCCUUUGAUGGCGACGAUGAAAAGCUUCGGGCCAAAGCAGCUACAGAUGCUUUUCUUGCCAAAUUGUUUGCCAGCAUUUCAUCCGUUAAAGCUUCGUAUGCCCAAUUGCAGUUUGCUCAAUCUCCUUAUGAUGCUGAUGGAAUUCAAUCUGCUGAUCAGUUUGUGGUGACCGAAUUGAAGAAUUUAUCUGAACUGAAGCAGUGCUAUCUGAAGAAACAAUUGGAUGAGUGUUCCCCCGAAACUACACAACUGUUGGCUGAAAUCCAGGAGCAAAAGAGUCUUCUGAAGACCUAUGAAGUUAUGGGUAAGAAAAUGGACUCUCAGGUUAAGCUCAAAAACUCCGAAAUUAUAUUUCUUAAAGAGAAGUUGGGGGAAGCCAACAGGGAAAACAAGCUGCUCGAGAAGAGGAUAAAUUCGAGUGGGCUGUUCUCUGUUCCUAGCAAUUUUCAACUGUCAGGCCUGAGCCCUAGCCAUUUUAUUACAGUGCUUAGGCAAACAAUCAAAUCUAUUCGGAGCUUUGUCAGGUUGAUGAUCAGUGAGAUGGAAUCCGUGGGGUGGGAUUUAGAUGUUCCGGGGAUAUGA